UUUCUCCUUCUCUCUUUUUUCGUAUGAGAUUGUUGACACUUUUCCACCCAUUCAUUCACUUAAGUAAUGGAGAUAUCAUUUUGUAAAUCUCAAAAUAUUUUACGUAUUUACAUUUAAUUAUUUUAAAAUAAUUAACAACAUAAUAUUACUUAAUAUUAAGUAUUAACUAAACAAAAGUAUCGUUCAAGAUAACCAAUGUACGACAAUGUGAUAAGUAACCUAUAAUAUUUGGCAUCGAACAGUCACACAAAGUGAGAGCUGUGGAGUUAAAAAAAUUCGUAAAACAAUAUGUUUAGUCUUAUACCUAUUAAACAAGAAUAUUCCGGUGUAGAAGAAGAGAAUACAGGACCAAAUGGUUUACAGAGUCAUCCGGAAUAUCCAUUAUUUACACAUCAGGACGUGGAGUACAUGUAUCGACAAUUGCCCCAAUUCUGGAAUCAAUCACAGCUACAAUCAGCAUCCAAUUCAGCUGAUUCAUCAAAAAAUAGUCCUCAAGUUCAUCAAAACGUAUCACAAACACAUCCAGAAAGGCCUGUAACAAGUACCAGUUUCAUGCAGGAAGGUGUAUUUCACGGUCAAAAUGACGGAAAGUCACGUGAUAGUCAAUGUUUACCAGAAAAUUCCCAAUUGAUGUUAAAUCCAAUGAUUCAGCAGCAACAGGUUGCUCUGAAUCAUUCCUUUCCACUGAUCAGGACACCAGUGGUACCAGUGAAGCAAACAGGUCCUGGUAGGCCACCAAAAACAUCAGAAUCAUCACCAGUGAAGAAGCUCAAGUGUCAAUGUGAAAUUUGCUUCAAAGAGUUCGGCCACAAAAGUAAUUUGUUCAUUCACAUGCGAACACACAAUGGCGAAAGACCAUACAAGUGUAGUCAGUGUGAUAAAUGUUUCACACAUAGCGGCAAUUUGGCAAUACAUAUGCGCACACAUAGCGGUGAACGUCCUUAUGCCUGUCAGAUAUGUGGAAAAAUGUUUAGCCAUAGUGGUAAUUUGUCAACACACUUACGUACUCAUUCCGGUGUUAAACCUUAUAAAUGCAACAUUUGUGGUAAAGAAUUCCGACAUAGCGGAAAUUUAUCUAUACAUGAGCGAAUUCAUUCUGGUAUAAAGCCAUUUCAGUGUAAAGUUUGUGGCAAAGAAUUUUAUCAUAGUGGUAACUUGACAACCCAUAUGAAAAAACAUCCAUUAUCUGGUAAUAAUGUUGAAGAAUCAAUUGAAGUUGAUCAACAACAAAUUUUAGAACAAAGAAUUGAUAUUGGUGAUGAUCCUAUCAGAUUGGAUACUAGUGUUGGCUCAAGCCCAUCUUGUCCAACUAUCCAAGUCACCAAUCCACCAUCAAUGUCUUCAUCAUCAUCAGACUCAGUUCAAGAUGAACGUGAUGAUGGUAAAUCAUGCUCGUUUGUGCCGCCAACGAGUUAGAAUUUUCAUUAAAUCUUGAUGAUUUACCUAAUAAAAGAAAAAAAAACAAGGAAAAGCUGUGAAUACUAGAGAUUAUAAAGAUGGAACACUUCAUUACGCUGAAUAAUAUAAAAUGUUUAAAAAAAAAAGGGUAUAUUGAAAAAAAAAUAGAUGUGUAUGGGAAAUAGAAUCUCUUAUUGAAGACAAAAAAAUAUGAAUAAAAACCGUACUUAAGUAAUAUUGAUUAAGAUGAAAAUAAAUGAAUAUUACUGAAAACUUAUUUUAAUUAUAUAUUGUUAGCUGAUAUUAUUGCUAAGGUGGUUGUCAAAUGAAUUGUCACAAAACUUUUUUUAUUAUUAUCCCUUUCACUUUUAAAGAAUAAUGACAAUGAUAAAUUGUAUAUUAAGAGUAUCUUUUUUGUUAAAAAAAAAAAUGAAUAUAAAAAUGUGAAGAUCAAUUUUUGCCUCAAUUUAUGUGCAACUAAUAAAUCUUUAUACU
Molecule: messenger RNA, 1893 nt
Organism: Chelonus insularis
Lineage: Eukaryota; Metazoa; Arthropoda; Insecta; Hymenoptera; Braconidae
Product: zinc finger protein 2-like
Exons: 3
Coding region: 289-1416 (375 amino acids)
Biological process (GO): regulation of gene expression
Cellular component (GO): nucleus
Source: RefSeq, a predicted model, not a curated record